AUGCAUAUUUCAAGUUAUGUGAAAUUCCAAACUGAUUUCUUUCUCUCUUCAUCUUUUUCUCUUUUCUUUUCCAUUUCUUUUUGUGGUUGUCUUCCUUUCUUUCCCUUCCUGUUUCUGUUUUUUUCUUUUACAUCUUCCUUUUUUGUCUCUCCCUCUCUCAUGAAGCCGAUGUCAGAAGUCUGUGUAGAAUUCUCACAGAAUGCCUGGCGUAAAGACCUGUGUGCAAACUGCUUGCGUCCCCGAUCUGAGCACAUCAAAUCCACCAGUGACCAAGCAAAGCCCCGAAAAAGUUCCGUUGGAAAAGGCUCAGCACCAAUACCAGCCAAAAGAAACUCUACUCUCUUAAAGAGUACAGUACCCCGAAGCACGACCGUCUACGACAAAAAUGCUAACGAAAAGCAGUCUGCUGAUGAUGUAAAGCUUCUCAGCAUUAAGGCAUUGCCUGGUUAUGAUGAACCACAGACAGACAGUCAUGCUGAUUCUAUUGAGAAAGCAGCAGAGGUAUGUGGCCAGUCUGCGGAGAAGGACGAUGACACUAGAGUCAAGACUCCGCCAACAAAAGCUUCAAGACUCCUGAAGAGCUCUUUAAAAUCCAGCUGCAACAAGGAACCAAAUAAGAACCAAAGAGUUGUGAUUGCCGAUUCUGAACCAGAAAUUAUUGGUUACGACGGCGGGACAGAUUAUUUAUAUCCUGAAGAGGAGACUCUUGAGCUGCUAGAUCCAUCUCCACCGGAAGGAAUCCAGCUGACCGAGGAGGAGAAGCAGUUUGCUCUCUUGUCGUUGGAGAAUACCUUGUGGAACUCUGAUAUCCACAAUCUCCGGGUGGAGACACCGAUUGAGGGCCGUCUGAAACGAGUACCAAGUAAAGAAUUUGAAGAUGUAGAACUUGAAUUUUUAUGGAAGGCCGACAGGUUUACAGGCUUGAAGGAUUGUGAUUUGUUUCCCAAGAAAUUUGGAACUUUCCCUCGAAGGAGCCGGUCUCCGAAAACCCAACUGUCUUCCCGACCUUCAGCAGAAUUUCUUUUGGACCCGCACAAAUCUCCAGAAAAUGAGUUGAAUUUCCGUCUUCGGUCUGGUUCUGAUAGUUCUUCCUUGUACCAGAGUAACAGUCCAAAAUAUGGUGCUACAAUUAAUGUGAUGGCGCAAAGUAUGACUGAAGACACUAGUGGAUUGAAGGUUGACCAUUCCUCUCCCCACAGAAGCAUUGAACUGCUGCCCAAACCAGCACCCAAGCCACUGACCCUCAAAAAGGGCCUGAGUGAAUUUACGGAAAAACCAGUUCCAACAGUACGGCACAAGGACGAUCGAGAGAAACACCGUCAACAGUUAAUGUCCAGAUCUGUUGAAGGAAGGUUAGAAGAUUGCUCGGACAAACAGGAAAUAGUUGAAUCAGAUACACUGAAAAGGCAGAAACCUCCCGCCCCUGCAAAACGGCAACACAUAAACAAAGAAGGGACCUUGGGUCGGCGAGAUGAAAUGUCUGCGAGUUUUGCAGGAACCACCCUUGAAAGGAAAUUUGACCGUGAUGAGAUGUCAUUGUUGAAAGUAGAUGCGAGUGAUGCUCGAUUUUCCAAGGCGAAAUCUGUUGACUUUGAAGCAAAGAUGGCUUCCGUUGCUGCGACACUCGACUUUAACAAAACAAAAGGUAAGCGUCAAGCCCCGCAAGCUCCUGUGUCUCCCUUGCAUGAUGGCACUGCAUCACCCUCAAAAUCACCGGCUAAAAAUCUCGACUUGGGCUCUAGGUCCAAGUCCCUCAGUGUAGAGCAGGCUCAAAAAUUCACCCUGAGUGAUGAAGGUGAAACUAUGGAUGGUAUUGAUAGCUAUAAAGGGAAAAAUAAUGAAGGUCGUAUGAAGAAAGGUUUUGCAAGUAUGUUUCGGAGUUUUCUGCGGCGUGGCCGUGAUUCUUCCUCGGAUAGUAGCACAGAGCAAAGCUUUGAUAACUCUAGUUCUGGGAAAGGAAAUGAAAUCUCCAAGGACAUACCAGCAAUUAUGUAUGACAGCAAGUCGGAUCUACUGAGCACUGAAUGCAAUACAUCUGAUGAAAACAUUAGUGGACAGUUCCGAGUACGGGUCUUCCCUUCACCCACAAAGAGUACUGUGAGCGUGGCUUCUACUGCAAGUAGUACAAGUAAUGAAGGACUGGACUGCCGGCCUCCCUCUGAGAUGACUGCUUCAGAAAAACGACUUGAUAGCCAAGAACGACAGAAAGAUUCUGGAGAGGAACUUGUCGAGAGCAACCCCCCUUCUCGAAAGUCAACGAUGUCCCAUGAAUCUGUGCAUCGGUCAAACUCAAUGUCUAACAGUUCUAACGUGUCCGAUAAUGUGGACGACGUUGUGGUUGUUCGGCGGAGAGUUAAAAGUCCAAAAAAGAUGCCAGCUCCGAACGCUCCAAGUACAGCACGUGUUGCACCGACCAGUGAGAAAAAUGCAUUGUUUGCUAAAGAGCUUGAACAGCGACUUAGCAAGGCUGUUGAGAACAAGACCGGUACCCUGAAGAAGUCACCAGCACCGAAACCCCCUGAACCGCCACCUCCUUUACCAGACAGUGAAGGAACAGAGAAGACUUUGACGUCAAGUGGCAACAACACUGCAGCUGCCGUUCCUUCAUCCUCAUCUCAGGAUAGCAGCCGUCAGGAUUCUAUGACUGAAAUAAGACCUAUUGAGAAGAUAGAACUGCCAAAAGCUGCUCAAAGUAGACGAAGUUUCUUGGGAAAGUUUGCUGGUAAUCGACGUUCGCGCCCUCCUCCUCCACCCCACCUGUGGCUACCAACACAAAAAGUGUUCCUUCAACCAUUUUCAAGACGGGAAGAACCCAGUCUUAUAAUAUUACCAAUAAGUACUGAGCAGGCGUUACUAGCUGUGGUGGACUGCACAGAUCAGAAAACACAACGGACAAAGAACAAGAAUUGCAUGCAGGAUAAUGCUGUGGAUGAAGACGGAAAGAGCAGACGAAAGGCACCAAUUACUUGUUAUAAAGAAACUUUGAUUGCUGAAGUUUCACCAAGUGGUGCUGUGAGUCGACGGAAUACGGUAACUCUCGGAGAUGACAGUGCAUUUGGAUCGGGUGGUUCAACGUCUUCUGGAUCAGGUGGAGACAAAAACUUUGAUGAUACAAACAUGUCACCUCUCGGCUCAGUGGAAAACCUCUAUGAACCAAUCACACCUAAAUUCCCUGGCCAGCGAGACAACUAUUAUUACCCUGUUGAUCCAUCUCGAUCUAAUUCAGCAUCGCGGACAUCAUCAAACGGUAGUUCCAACUUUCCGUCGGAGGGCUAUUUAGAGCCCAUCACCAGUAUGCGGACUUCCGGCAAUGCUUCUGCCACACCAGUCCCAGCCACACCUCCCAUAGCAAGCACAGGGAUAGCAACCUGUGUUAGCCCUGUGCCUGCUACGGAAACAGUCAAGCAAGCACCACCACUUAUCGAACCAUCUCGGUCAUCAUUCACAGAAUCAUCUACAGAAUCUUCGCCUCAAUUAUCGGCCGAACUACCCCCCACCAGAGAGGCUCCUGUUGAGAUGACAAUGGAUGAGGAAGAACGCAAGAAAAUUUUAGCUUCACAACCCAUCUAUGAGGAAAUUAAUGGAUAUAGUAAAACAAAUACGGAAGAAGAUGUUCCGCCACCUUUACCGAAAGAUAACAAAGUUCCCCGUAGUGCAGCUGCAGAGAAUAAACUCCCUUUGCAGUCACGUUCUUCCGAUACGUCACAGGAGACCUCUCCACCUCCCCCACCACUGCCAGUAGCGCCUAUUCCUCAACCGACCAUGGGAACUCUUACCCGACCAAAACCUGCUCCUCGGCGCAAACCAAAAAGACCCCACGGGGCUCCACCUGAACAAUAUGUAGCCAUGAAUCGGCCAGCCACAGUAACAACCAGCCUUGGGGCCGAAGACGUGAAAGAAAUGUAUGGUAAGAUAACAAAUAUGAAUCAAGACACACUGCAGCACAUCCACAAUUAUUUGGAAAAUAUUUUUUCUCGAAACUUGGAUCGAUCAUUGGGUUCCCUAAAAUGGACUGACUUUGAACUAACCAGCAACCAACCUGUGCAUACCUCUGAAGAUUGUAUUGUUUAUAGCGCAAGACUGAUUAAUGACAGAGCAUCUUGUCAUUUAGUGUUAACACACGACAACAAUGUUUCUGAUUCUUAUGUUCCACAUCCGGCUUUCAUGAAGCUACAGAACAUUUCCAACAAGGAUAUUCCGCCAUCAUUCCUUCCGGCCUCAAUGAGUGCUAGCAUUGACCAAUCUUCAAUGUUGCCAACAGGGGCAUCAUCAUCAUCCACACCAGCUGUCCCCAGCAUCCACUGGCAUUUGGCAGUCGGGCAAUAUUCUAUAGUUGUAGCCUGGCAUGACUAUAUUACUGAUCUCAAAGACACUAUGAUCCACAAUCCGGACAGUUUUAUCCAGAUUCUGUCUUUUCUCUUCCUUCAAGUGGUCAGUGGUGUCCUACAUCACUUGGAUCGUGGUUCGCCACAGAUGCAUUUCCAGCCAGUAGGCAUUUUUCUCCUUUCGCAAAAGAGUUUCAGUGGCAAGCGGGUUUGCUUGCUUCCGUCAUUCAGGUUGGACAAUAACCUGUCGUCGGACCUGAACAACUUUUGUGCCAAACUAUUGCAAGAUCUCUUCGAAUCGUACAUCAGUGGUGACGAGAAACUGACAGAGUGUUCCAAAGGUUUGCAGCGAGGACUUGAAUUGCUACAGUCAGAUAAAACUGACUGUUUGGCAAUUGUACGUGGCAUGUUAGAAUUGCUUAUUUGGGGACCGUACCCAAGCGAGCUGGCUGGAAGUAGUUUUGUGAGCCAAGAACAAGCCUACGACUUUUGGUUGGAUAAGGAGAGAGCCAUGAUGGUCAACAGAUUUGCUCGAUGUUCCCUCGAUCCUUCGGGAAGCUUCUCUAUAGAAGACUUUUACAAGCUUAGGUUUCUACUGAACUCGACUGGGACGACCCUCGUUGAAAAUUCUCAGUACAUUGUUUAA
Acanthosepion pharaonis is the source of this 4971-nucleotide messenger RNA. NCBI's taxonomy places the organism in Eukaryota, Metazoa, Mollusca, Cephalopoda, Sepiida, Sepiidae. The record is from the annotation of a GenBank genome assembly.